AUUGUGCCAGUCCACGGCAGUUACGUGUUUCGCAAAAGCGCUCCCUUUCUGUUGGCAGUUUUAACGCGACUGGUGACGGGGAGUGUCAGACCUCAAGAGCAUCUGGACCCUCGACGGUAGGGCUCUGAAGAGGCCGUAGUGAAGAUUCAUUCGUCUCGAUUCUUACGGCGGUCAUCCUGGAUGGGAGUCGUUGGUUAUUAUGCAGCGGAAGCAGAGAUCGAGCUACAAAAUCGCAUCAUAGCGGCAUCACUAAAUCUGUUUUUGUAAGAGCGAGUGGCUGAGAAAGCACUGAAGUAGUUGUGUGGAGAUGCUCGGUCCCGGUCGUGAGAGGGCUGGUGGAAGGGCGGACAUCGAUGUUUUAUGACGUGACAGACAUGGUAAGUCUAAGUGGAGAUCAUAACGCCGAGGCUGCCAAAUUUGAAGACGUCCGCACUUGUUUGAUACUACUUCUAGCGGCCCGGUAGGGAAAGAACAGAGUCAGAGUAAAGCUGCAUGUCAGCAAUGGACCACAACAAGAUGACAGGUUCAGUUCUCGAUCUUCCGGGAUCUGCGUCUCCGUGUGUGCGAGUGGAAAUCGUGCGGAUUGUCCUGGAGCAAGUGCUUUUUCUCCGACAGCAAAUUCCGGUUCCGGUGCAGCAGCUGCGGAUGCAUCUUGAGGCAGUAGCGGAAACUGACUGCAGCUUGUCUACCGCAGAGCCAGUGGCGAUGGAAGUGGACCAAGAAUCUCUGGCACCUGCGUCCCCGCCAAUGGCUGAAUCUCACCUCACCAAUUCCGUUAUGCCAGGCACUGGAGUCGACGUGGAACAGGCCCCGCCCGGUCGGAUGAAUUCAAUUAGCUGCGUGGGUAGCAAGCGGAAGGCACUCGCAGUUCUUGAGGAAGAUGAUAGGAUAAGCGGAGCGGCGCACCUGCAGCGAAGUGAAGGCGACGACAGCAGAAUGGGGUCUGUUACUGUUUCUUCCUCAAACUUCGAGAAGAGGCGCGUCUGUGAUCUCUCCGGGUCCUUGCCGGCACACACCCUGAACAGAAGCGUCGAAGCACUCGGAAAAAUUGACUUUGUAGCAGCAAAACUGCAGGAGAUGGUGUCGGCAUUGCAGCAUGAGCAUCGGUUCGUGGUCCACUCAGUUCUCUUCCUAAUUGGAGGGAGCGCUCCGCUAUUCCCCGGGGAGGUGUUCGAGGUGCAGUUGGAACCACUCGACAACAGCGGCGAGCCUCAACCUACGCUUGAUCAAGACGAAAUCACAGGAACGCGAGUUGAAGACAAGCAGAGCAAGAACGUCGAUCGUUUACUCAGACAGGUUGCGCGUAAAAUCGUGCCGGAGCCGCGACUUUCAGCAUUUCCAAUGCCGAAUGGCUCUCAGGUUCAUGUCGCAAUCGCGUUGCGGCGCGGCCCCGGUUCGCAGGUAGUAACUCAAUCGCGUAGCCAAAUGGUGUUUCCACCGCGUAUCGACGGAUUUGUGACGCGCCCACAGGCAUCUUACGAGACGUACAAGCGCGACUUGGUGCUUCGUCUUGGUAGUUCCACGGAAGGACAAGUAAAAGUAAACCCUGAAGGAAUAGAUGCUCAAGUCAGACCAGAUGAAGAAUCGGUUUCAACCGAAAAAAUUAUGAGAAACACCCUGACUCUUCUUUUUGUCGAACAAAGUAUUCCAGCGGUAUCCGCAUAA
Molecule: messenger RNA, 1665 nt
Organism: Amoebophrya sp. A120
Lineage: Eukaryota; Dinophyceae; Syndiniales; Amoebophryaceae
Source: the annotation of a GenBank genome assembly